AACGAACCACGGAGCGUGAUGUCAAGUCGAGAGCCCUGUAACGUGUGAACCCGUCCCAGACACGACUUGGGGAUAUUUAGCUCUCGUUGCCUCCACUUGCACAUCGUCCGCCUUCCCUGCCCGCAAAACCCGCGGUUCUCAGACCCACUAUUCUCCAUAACCUUAAAAUAUGACGGACGUGAAAGAACUGGCCAAAGAGUGGCUGCGCAUCGACAGAGAUGAGGACACCAGGGACCAGAUCUACAAGCUACUUGUCCAGGGAAAGGACGAUGAGCUUAGGCGGCGUCUUACACCACGCAUAUCCUUCGGCACCGCCGGACUACGAGCCGGAAUGGAAGCUGGGUUCGCACGAAUGAAUUCUGUGACCGUAAUUCAAGCAUCCCAAGGCCUGGCUGAAUACCUGCUUGCCAAGUGCGACAACGUGAAGCACAGAGGAGUGAUCAUCGGACGGGAUGCCAGGCACAACUCGGAAAAGUUUGCACGGCUAACCGCCGCGGCCUUCGUUGCCAAAGGAAUCAAGGUUUGGUGGCUCGAGGACCCCGUACAUACGCCGCUCGUGCCGUUUGGCGUGAAAGAACUUAAUGCGGCGGGGGGCAUCAUGAUCACUGCAAGCCACAACCCUCCUCAGGACAAUGGCUACAAAGUUUAUUGGGAAAACGGCUGCCAGAUCAUACCUCCACACGACAAGGGCAUUGCAGCGUCGAUACUGGAGAACCUGGAGCCGAUAUCCUGGGAUUUGUCCGUCGUCGACGAGAACAUGCUUGUUCAGGGUACGUUAGGCUUGGUUCAAGACGCUUAUUUCAGAGCCGUAGCCUACUCUGCUGAUUGGGAAGGCAAGCUUAAAGAAGCUCCCGAUCUUCCCCUAAAGUUUGCAUAUACCGCUAUGCAUGGCGUUGGUCUAAAGUACAUGACCGCUGCUCUUGAGCACCUAGGCGUCGCGAAGUACAUGUCAGUCGUCCAGGAGCAAGCACACCCGGACCCCGACUUCCCGAGCGUCAAGUUCCCAAAUCCCGAAGAAAAGGGUGCGAUGGAUCUCGCGUUCUGGAGUGCGGAUCGGCACGGCAUCGACUUGGUCUUGGCAAACGAUCCGGAUGCCGACCGGUUCGCGGUCGCGCAGAAGGUGGAUGGCAAAUGGCAUCAAUUCACGGGGAAUCAGCUCGGCAUACUGCUCGCGUCGCACAUCAUGGACAGGUACUCGAAGCCAAGGGAAAAACUUGCGAUGCUGUCGUCGACGGUGUCAUCCCGCAUGCUGGCAGCCAUGGCCUCCAAAGAAGGGUUCCAUCAUGAGGAAACGUUGACCGGCUUCAAAUGGAUGGGGAACAUGGCCUUGUUUCUUGACGAGCAGGGCUACGACUCCCGGUUUGCGUUCGAGGAAGCCAUCGGCUACAUGAUACCUGGAGUCGUGCACGACAAGGACGGCGUGGCAGCGGCAGCAACGUUUCUCACAGCGGUCUUGGAAUGGCAAAAGCACGGGCUUACGCCGUGGCAGAAGCUGCAGAAGCUGUAUUCCAAGUACGGCCAUUUCGAAGACGCCAACACGUACCUCAUCAGUCCUUCUCCAGCGGUGACCGACGAGGUGUUUGAGCACGUCCGUUCGCUGGGUUCGCCGUAUCCAAGCGCGCUGGGCAAGCGCAAAGUACGCAAAUGGAGAGAUCUCACCAAGGGAUACGACUCCUCGACCGAUGAUCACACGCCGAGACUGCCCGUUGACGCAGACAGCCAGAUGAUCACGUGCGAAGUUGAUGGCGACGUUCGAUUCACGGUGCGAGGCUCGGGCACAGAACCCAAAAUCAAGUUUUAUAUCGAAGCGAAGGGACACAGCAGCGAAGCGGCGAAGAAAGUGGCGAACGAGGUGUUGAUGGAAUUGCUCCACGACUGGUUUGUUCCGGAAAAGUUUGGAUUGAAGCUACCGGCAUAGAAUUUUCCAUUUCCCCCCUUUUUUUCCCUUCUUUUCUUUUUUGUUGUUUUUUCAUAGCACGAAAAUGUACAGAAUAUACCCCACGCAGGCAUGAAUAGAAGCGGUUUUUCGCGCUCGUACUCCCUCACUUCCAUCGUGAGAGCAAAGAUUAGCACAUGCCCUUACCCAGAUCACACGAUGAAGUGGUCCAAAGUCCGAAUCUAUUUGUGUC
This is a messenger RNA of Verruconis gallopava, 2129 nucleotides long. RefSeq lists its product as uncharacterized. The record is from RefSeq and is a predicted model, not a curated record. The transcript has a single exon. Gene Ontology annotation, molecular function: phosphopentomutase activity; magnesium ion binding. Gene Ontology annotation, biological process: purine ribonucleoside salvage; carbohydrate metabolic process. Lineage: Eukaryota; Fungi; Ascomycota; Dothideomycetes; Venturiales; Sympoventuriaceae. The coding region runs from base 170 to 1918 and encodes 582 amino acids.